Lathyrus sativus (Indian pea) is the source of this 378-nucleotide messenger RNA. NCBI's taxonomy places the organism in Eukaryota, Viridiplantae, Streptophyta, Magnoliopsida, Fabales, Fabaceae. The record is from the annotation of a GenBank genome assembly.
AUGGGUUCUUCUUCUUCACCCUUUUAUUUUCGCCCUCUGCCGUAUUACUUUCUCCUCAGUCUCUCUCGCGGCGGCGUCUCCGGGAGUCAUGGUGGAGGACCGAAGGGAUCAGAGAGUGAUGAAGAUUUGUUUGAAAGCGGCAUCAAUACACAAUCUUUGGCGUUGAUAGCGUUGUAUUUUCGAUGGCUUAACAUCUCGUUCAUCACAUGUUCGAUGAAAGUACUGUUAUUGCUUGGAUUGCUGUUGAGGUUAUUGUUGCUUGGAGAGGGGAACAGAGAAGUUGUUGUGGCUGCGUGGAUACGAUGUGGUUGUUGUCGUAAAUGUCGAAAUAACGAUGGAAGGAGGAAAUCAGUUAUAAGGUCCUCAGAAACAGGUUGA